AUGGGCAGCGCCCACCCUCGCCCCUGGCUGCGGCUCCCACCCCGGCCUCAGCCGCGGCCUGAGCUGUGUGCGCUCCUGUUCUUCCUACUGCUGCUGGCUGCUGCUGUGCCCAGGUCAGCACCCAACGACAUCCUGGGCCUCCGCCUACCCCCAGAGCCUGUGCUCAACGCCAACACAGUGUGCCUGACACUGCCCGGUCUGAGCCGGCGGCAGAUGGAGGUGUGUGUGCGUCACCCUGACGUGGCUGCUUCAGCGAUCCAGGGCAUGCAGAUCGCCAUCCACGAGUGCCAGCAUCAGUUCCGGGACCAACGCUGGAACUGCUCCAGCCUGGAGACUCGGAACAAAGUCCCCUACGAGAGCCCCAUCUUCAGCAGAGGUUUUCGAGAGAGUGCUUUCGCCUACGCCAUAGCAGCUGCUGGAGUGGUGCACGCAGUGUCCAACGCGUGCGCCCUGGGUAAACUACAGGCUUGUGGUUGCGACGCCUCCAGGCGUGGGGACGAAGAAGCCUUCCGUCGGAAGCUGCACCGCCUGCAGCUGGAUGCGCUGCAGCGCGGUAAAGGCCUGAGCCACGGGGUCCCAGAACACCCUGCUCUGCCCCCUGCCAGCCCUGGCUUGCAGGACUCCUGGGAGUGGGGUGGCUGCAGUCCGGAUGUGGGCUUCGGAGAACGCUUUUCCAAGGACUUUCUGGACUCCCGGGAGCCUCACAGAGACAUCCAUGCACGCAUGAGACUCCACAACAACCGUGUCGGCAGGCAGGCGGUGAUGGAGAACAUGCGGCGAAAGUGCAAAUGCCAUGGCACCUCAGGCAGCUGCCAGCUAAAGACGUGCUGGCAGGUGACGCCUGAGUUUCGAGCAGUGGGGGCGCUGCUGCGCAAUCGCUUCCACCGCGCCACGCUCAUCCGGCCGCACAACCGCAACGGUGGCCAGCUGGAGGCCGGCCCCGCGGGGGCACCCUCGCCGGCUCCCGGCACUUCAGGGCUGCGCCGAAGGGCCAGCCACUCCGACCUUGUCUACUUUGAGAAAUCGCCAGACUUCUGCGAGCGCGAGCCGCGUCUGGACUCGGCGGGCACCGUGGGCCGCCUGUGCAAUAAGAGCAGCUCUGGCCCGGACGGCUGCGGCAGCAUGUGCUGUGGCCGCGGCCACAACAUCCUGCGCCAGACGCGCAGUGAGCGCUGCCACUGCCGUUUCCACUGGUGCUGUUUCGUGGUCUGCGAAGAAUGCCGAAUCACCGAGUGGGUCAGCGUCUGCAAGUGA
This is a messenger RNA of Arvicola amphibius (Eurasian water vole), 1254 nucleotides long. RefSeq names its product Wnt family member 10A (gene Wnt10a). The record is from RefSeq and is a predicted model, not a curated record. Gene Ontology annotation, cellular component: extracellular region. Bases 1 to 1254 code for a protein of 417 amino acids. Lineage: Eukaryota; Metazoa; Chordata; Mammalia; Rodentia; Cricetidae. Gene Ontology annotation, biological process: cell fate commitment; neuron differentiation; multicellular organism development. Gene Ontology annotation, molecular function: frizzled binding; cytokine activity. The transcript is spliced from 4 exons.